Molecule: messenger RNA, 789 nt
Organism: Trifolium pratense (red clover)
Lineage: Eukaryota; Viridiplantae; Streptophyta; Magnoliopsida; Fabales; Fabaceae
Product: UPF0415 protein C7orf25 homolog
Exons: 4
Coding region: 1-789 (262 amino acids)
Source: RefSeq, a predicted model, not a curated record
AUGAAAUUUAUGGGAACAUAUGGUUCGACUGUGGAUUCUUCUCGAGUAGAGGUUUCAGUAGAAAAGGCUGAAACACAGCUUCAUUCUUUAGAAAAAAAUGCCAUUAAUGUGGGUUCGUUUCAACUUGAGCGUUCUAUAGAUAAAACUGAAACUAGACCACAGAUAUCACAAGACGAUAUUGAAACAAAGUUGGGUGAUACGUUCUGUUCUGUUAUUACAGGAAUGAAACUAAGUUCCCUGGACGAUAAAAAUUCUGUAUCCACUGAGUCUAGGAAUCUUUUAGCUGGAAGUGAUCUGGUAAAUUUUGAUACAACAGCUUUGAUAGCUUUUGUAUCAGGAAUUAGUAAUGGUGGAACAGAGAAACUUUUGGCUACUCCGGAAAGUGAUCUGAGACAGCGGUUUAAGGGAAACUUUGACUUUGUGAUUGGUCAAAUAAUAUCUGAACUUCAAAAUCCAAUCCAUGUGGAAUUUGGUAAAGUCCUGUGUGGAAAGCAUGGCAUAAUUUGUGAGAGUGUUCUUUCAGAAUUUAAGGAGUUGGUACUAAUGUGUGGAGGGCCCAAUGAGAAACUUAGAGCUAACAAGGUUGUUCCUGAUACUCCUUCAGAACGCAUGAUGGGCCUCCCAACAACUAGGAAGCUGGCAUUAAAAAACAAGAUUCUCUUUGGCACUGGUGACCAUUAUCAUGCCCCAACUUUGGCAGCAAAUAUGGCAUUCGUCAGAGCAGUUUCACAGACGGGGAUGUCCCUCUCCAGUAUUGAACAUAGACCAAGGGCAUUAACUGGUGAUUAG